AAUUGGGCCUACGUUCUCGGGCCCGACGCCCUUGGGAAAAUCCCCUAACACCAAUUCACCCAAAGAAAGUUUGUGAGAAAAGUCGGGGAAAAAUACUUGUCCAAGGCAAACUGUAAUUGAAGAAAUUUUUGUGAAAUAUAACGGAUUGUUGAUUGUAAAAGAAUUGUAAAAUAAUCUUGAUCGUGCAAGAAUUUUCGUCCAAAUAGAGUAGUUUUCUUCGACUUUUUUAAAAAACUAUCUCGUGCCCGAUAGCUCAAUAUAUAUUCUAUAGUUGCUAUUCUUUAUAGAUCGGUUGGUAGAAAGUUGUAUCCAUUUCUAUCUUUUGCCCUCUCCUCCUCCAAACAGUUCAUUUGCUUGACAGUUGCUCGCUCUCUCUCUCUCUCUCUCUCUCUGCGUUAUGGAAGACCCUCCUCGACCCGUAACGGGAUACCCAGUCCCCAACGGCUGCCGUCCGCCCCAAGCUGGUGUGGCCUACCCUUAUGUGGCGCCGCCACCACAUCAAGCACACCCUUAUUACUACAACAACCAACCCUACCCCUACCCUUACCCUGCGUCGUCCUCGCGCAACUUCGUUCGCCGGUUCCUCGCCGCCAUGAUCUUCGUCUUCUUCCUCAUUGGCGUCGCCAUACUCGUCAUCUGGCUUGUACUCCGCCCCCGCCUCCCUGAAUUCCGUGUCGACUCUCUCUCCCUGUCCAAUUUCUCGUCUGCCUCCUCCUCCCUCACGGGCAACUGGAACGUCAGGUUCUCUGUCUACAAUCCCAACAAGAAGCUUUCCAUCUCUUACGAAGAAGUUCUUGCUUCCCUCUUCUACAAAUCGGAGUUCAUAUCCAACACGCAAAUGCCGCCGUUCAAGCUUAGGAAGCGGAACCAGACGGUUCUGGACGUGUCCUUCUCUGCGGCCGAUGCAUACGUUGCAAGGUGGGUUGUGAAUGACAUCAACGGGGACAGAGCACGUGGCACCGUGAGCUUCAAUGUGAUGGUGAAGGCGUGGGUUCAGUUCCGAGCCGGCGCAUGGAGGCCAAGGAAUCGGUCGAUUAGAGUCUUGUGCGAAGGGUUGGCGGUCGGUCUCUCCUCCAAUAGCAGCGGCUCAGGGAUGCUGGUGGGUGGAGAGAGGGACUGCAGGGUUGGUCUGUGAGUAAAUUGGGUGUUCAUCACUGCAACUUUAGUUUGAUAAAAUUCCAACUAUUUCCGUAUUCGAAGAGGAAUUUGUUUAAAUAUGAGGAAUUAGUAGUAGUUCACAUCUAAAGUUGAAUUAGUUUCUUUGUUUCUUAUGUUGGUUAUUUAGAAUGAUUAUCGACUUUGCAGUUUCUGCAAUUGCGAUCUGUGUUGCUUAAUAGCAGUAUCGCUUUGCGGGCUCGAAUUGUAUGGGUUUUGUGUUUGUUAUCUUUGGGAUUUUUUUUUUUAUUUUAUUCAAAAAAUUUUGGUUCUUGUUACGCUUUUGAUUUGGAAAUUGGGAAUUAAUAAUAUAUUUUUAAUGGUAAAAGGAGUAAAAACGAGAGAAAUCAAGAGAUCAUAGGAAUGAAUGAAACAAGUUUUUGUUUGCCCAAAAAAAAAGUUUUUUGCUUGCCAGUGGAUUUUUUCACAGAUAGCUGUAUUAGCCUAGCUAAUCCAGGAUGUAUUGUGUUUUGAAUAUAUUUUAUAUUUUUAUAUGGACCUUGCUUAUUGUAAUUCUGCCAUUGUUUGUCCAAUACUUGCUUUUAGUACAAUUGUCAAUACAGGCUGAAACUUGCCUUGAUUGCAACAUUUUACCUUAUUUUUAAGGCUGUUCUUUGCUGGUUUUGGCCCAUUAAGAGACAUACUUGUGGUUGAUUAAUAGUGGGGAAGCAGCUUUCUUAAUUGGUUUUUAUUUUAUAAUCCCGAAAUAUUUUGUUAUCCAUCACUGAAGUUAUUUGUUUUCUUCCUGUCUUGCGUAUAAUCUCUUUUUUAAUAAGUAUUCUGGUCUAUAACCUUUGAACGGAGGAUGGUGGUUGAUAAUUUGAAUACCUAAAGCAGUUUGGUUCUGUGAUGUUUUAGGGAGAGGAAUAGCAACCCCAUGGUAGUUUUGUCCUAACCCCUGAUAUGCCUUUCAAAAUGUUAUCUACAUUGCAAUAGUAACACUUUGACAACCAUAAGUUUUGUUAUUUCACUUUUGCUAAUAUUUUACUGCCCAAUUAGACAGAGUUAAGGUAGGAUCCCUUCUACCUAAAGGUCAUUAUGGAUCAUUCGACUGGGACCAAUUAAGAAAACCACAGACAUUUGCCUCGGUGGACUAAGGGGCCUCAGCUACAGUUUGUCUGUGGCUUUCCAACUACAUCAGAUAUUGUGAUAUCACUUUUAAUUGAUCGGCACAAUAUUAGGAAGUCGUUCUUUAACCUCCUGUACUCGAUUAGGAUGGAAAGUGGCGAUGAGGAUAAGAUCCCGUGGAUUCUGUAAAACAGUGAAGCUUGUGGUAAUAACUUCUUCUCAAGAAUUGCAGCCCAUCAGUACUUGUCUUCCUUGUAAAAGCAAGUUAUCGGCUUGUUGGAGAAGUCAUGAUGUAGGUCCAUACGCUGUCAAAGUUUGGCGAAUGGUUCCUUUUUUGUGUAAUGUGGUGCAUCACAGGUGGCUUUAUUGUAUGGAGUAUGGACAGCUGCACUAGGGAAGAUUCUUUCUAUAGAUAACUCAAGCUGGAGGAUCUUGAUCAUGGACUGAUGUUGCACAUGCAAGAAGAGCAGGAAAACAACUGAUCAUCUUUUACUGCACUAUGAAGUGGCUAGUACAAUAUAGGCCUUGUUCUUCUGUCUGGCAUUGCUGGGUGAUGCCCCAAAGUUAAGUAGAGUUAUUUGCUUGUUGGAGUAUUCCUAAUAAAGAUAACAGUUCGAUCCGUGUGAACUGUUGCACUCUAUAAUGGAUCGAACUGUUAUCUUUAUUAGGAAUACUCCAACAAGCAAAUAACUCUACUUGAGCAAAUAACAUUUGCUUAUUGGUUGUAGUUUAGUGGAUCCAUUAGUAUAAAUUUUAUGUUCAGUAUGUAAUCUAAUAUUAUAAGCAUUUUCGCUUCUGUUUGCCUUGUAUUUUGUUUACAGUUUUUUAACUCUGGAUAUAUUCUUGUACUUGAUUCUUUCGGAAAGAUUCUACUUAUUCCAUGUACUACCAUGUUGGUGUU
Carya illinoinensis is the source of this 3124-nucleotide messenger RNA. RefSeq lists its product as uncharacterized. Gene Ontology annotation, cellular component: plasma membrane. The record is from RefSeq and is a predicted model, not a curated record. The transcript has a single exon. Bases 398 to 1135 code for a protein of 245 amino acids. Lineage: Eukaryota; Viridiplantae; Streptophyta; Magnoliopsida; Fagales; Juglandaceae.